Molecule: messenger RNA, 1035 nt
Organism: Cannabis sativa
Lineage: Eukaryota; Viridiplantae; Streptophyta; Magnoliopsida; Rosales; Cannabaceae
Product: serine/threonine-protein kinase ZRK1-like
Exons: 1
Coding region: 1-1035 (344 amino acids)
Biological process (GO): protein phosphorylation; cell surface receptor signaling pathway
Cellular component (GO): plasma membrane
Molecular function (GO): protein serine/threonine kinase activity; ATP binding
Source: RefSeq, a predicted model, not a curated record
AUGUUUUCAUGUUACAGAGCAAACAACAACAAUAAAAAUUUCUUCUUGAAGAAUGGAGCAGCAGUGUUAGAGCAAACCAUUCGUUUGUUCAAUGGAAAAUCUAAUCCACUUCGUUCAUACUCUUCUCAACAACUCAAUAAAGCAACAAAUAACUUUCAUGUUAGCCGAAUCAUACACCAGGGUGGAGGCUACCAAAUGUAUAGGGGAGUACUUAAUGAUGGUGAAAAAGAUGAUUGUGGAAUUUUUGUGAAAACCUUUUCUUCAGAACCAUUUUCUAAAAAUGGUGAUUAUUUGGAAAAAAUUGCAACUGAAAUUGCUGUGGCAUCAAAUAUGAGCAACCGCAACAAUGUUCUGAAGCUCUUGGGAUACUGUCUUGAAACAAAGUGGCCUAUGUUGGUGUAUGAUUACUUCCCUAUUCAAGGUGAUCUCUCUAGUUUUCUCAUCCAUACAAUUGAACCACCACUGCUACCGCCACCGCAACUGCCAUUUGAGACCAAGUUAAGAAUUGGGAUUGGGAUAGCCAAUGCAGUUGCUUAUCUCCACCAUGGUCAUUCAAAGACCUUCAUCCACAGAGAUAUCCAUAGUGGACAAGUGUUGUUGGAUCAAGACUAUGGUCCCAAGCUCUUUAAUUUCUAUGGUUCAAUUCCAAUUCCUGAAGGGGAAACUCAUGUAGAUGCUGAAGUUUUUGGGACUAAAGGCUUCGGUCCUCCUGAGGUAGUAACGCAAGGACGAUAUACAGAAAGAAGUGAUGUCUGUGACUUUGGAUUUCUGUUCUGUGAAUUAUUAACAGGAAAAUCUUGUGGAAAAAUAUUUUGGGAUAAUAUCAAUAAUGGUUCCAGAUAUGAUUGGAAUCAUAAAUCGAAAUGUGAGUUGGAGGCUAAGAUGUCGUUAGAAGAAGAUGAAGAGAUAAGAUGUCAAUUAGUGGAAUGUGGUAAGCUGGUUGAGAGGUGUACCAAUAAGAGUGUUGAAGAGAGACCUAACAUGGUGGAAGUUGCCAAAGCUCUCAUUUUGAUCAAAUCCAAGAACACCCUUUGA